Molecule: messenger RNA, 5970 nt
Organism: Onychostoma macrolepis
Lineage: Eukaryota; Metazoa; Chordata; Actinopteri; Cypriniformes; Cyprinidae
Gene: stc1
Product: stanniocalcin 1
Exons: 4
Coding region: 1311-2063 (250 amino acids)
Biological process (GO): intracellular calcium ion homeostasis
Cellular component (GO): extracellular region
Molecular function (GO): hormone activity
Source: RefSeq, a predicted model, not a curated record
AUUGCAGAGGGUCCAUCAAAAUGCCAAAGCGAUAAAAAUGCGGGUCAUUUGAAUAACUUCAAAUGUUAUUUCUCAAAGACAUUUAAGAAAAACAAAGAACGCAAUACAUUUGACUAAAACGCGAUCCUGUGGUAACGCUUUAGCAGACAGUUGAAAUAUAACACUUACAAGGAUUACUGAAUGAAACAAAAAGAUAAAGAAAAACAAACUGUCAUUUGCCAAGGCCAGUAAUGAGAUUUAGAAUUAGGACUGGGGGUCAUAUGGAUGCCACAUUAUUUAACAGACCAGUUUAGUCAUUUAAAAUGACAUAAAUCUCAGUUUUUUUGAGUUGCCUAGUACAUUAUGAGGAUGUGCCAGACGCUGGUUUUAAAGUAGUUUGGUCAUUUGUGAGGGAACCAACUUGGUCAAAACAUCUAAAUCAGGUUUAAAAUGCUGAUUUUUGUACGUAGAGAAAGUUUUCAGACUUGCGUGAUCAGACUUGAGUUCGUUAGACUAACAGGACUGGGGUCAUAUGGAUGUCAUAUUAUUUAAUAGACCGAUUUACUCAUUUAAAGUGACAUAAAUCUCAGUUUUUUGAGAAGUAGCCUACAUUAUGAGGAUAUGCCAGAUGCUGGUCAUUUUUAAGGGAACCAGCUUGGCCAGAGCAUCUAAAUCACGCGGAUUGUUGUAGCCUAUGCAUAGAAAGUGGUUGAUGUAGCUGUGAUAAAUAGUAAGCAAUGUUUAGAUGUGCUGUCUGGUUGCUGGUUUCAGAGGGGUUCUUGCACUUUUAGCUCUCUUUUUUUUUCUUUUUUUUUUCGUUCAGUAGGGUGAAGUUGAACCGGAGCGCGCGUGAGAUCCGUUUGUGACGUUAUGAAGGAUCAAAUAUACGACGCGCUCUUUGAAGUGGACGCGUAUAUUUGUAUAUGACAACAGUGAGCAGAUAUGAGCGUUUUCCCAAUCGCCUUUCCCAAGUUAAAAGCAACAGCAAACUUUACGCCAUACGAGAAGCCCAUUUAAAUGCUACGGAUCAAUGAAUGAAAGUUUGAGCUGAGGCUGUGUUAGAGCGCCUGCUGUGAUGUGAUUGGGCUGAGCGGCGAGCUCGUGAUGCUCGGGCACAUAUAAAGGGCGACCUGCGCUCCUGUCAUGCACGCGGCUGGAAGAAGAAAUUGCUGAAGAGAUCAGCCGGACAGACAGAGCCUUCAUGAUACUGCCCACAUCACACGCAUUUCCUCAACGAAGUCGCCAAGAAGACGCACCGCACAGCGCGCAAGACAUAAAGGAAAUCCUCUUUUAUUGCCCUUCAUAAAAGCCCCAGUGUCAUUUAGUGAGAGAUGCCGCCAAGGACCGGACUUUUGCUGCUCGCCGUGCUCAUCGCCUCCGCGUAUGAACUGGAUCAGAACGAAUCCUACUCGCCCAGGAGAGCACGCUUCUCCCACAACAGCCCCUCGGAUGUGGCGCGCUGCUUGAACAGUGCGCUCCAGGUGGGCUGUGGUGCCUUCGCCUGUCUUGAAAACUCAACGUGUGACACAGAUGGCAUGCACGACAUCUGCAAGUCCUUUCUCUACAGUGCUGCUAAAUUCGACACUCAGGGCAAGGCUUUUGUGAAAGAAAGCUUGAAGUGCAUUGCCAAUGGCAUCACUUCCAAGAUCUUUCUAACAGUCAGACGGUGUUCCACCUUCCAGAGGAUGAUUUCGGAGGUUCAAGAGGAGUGUUACAGCAAGCUGGAUAUUUGUACAGUGGCCAAAUCAAACCCAGAAGCCAUUGCAGAGGUGGCUCAGCUUCCCAGCCACUUCCCCAACAGGUUUUAUGGGAAACUACUGCAGAGUUUGAUGGAGUGUGACGAAGAGACGGUGGACCUGGUGAGGGCAAAUCUGUUGACCCGAUUAGGGCCCGAGAUCGCCAUGCUCUUCCAGCUACUGCAGAACAAGCCGUGUCCGUCUGCUGCAGUACCUACUGGAAUGGAGACUCGUGGUGGGUGGCGGUGGUCUGUCAGUCCCCAUGGAUACAAGAACCAGCCAAAUCUACGCAACAGAGAUGCCUCGAAUCUCUUUGGCAAGAAACGCAAUAUUGGUGACAGCUCUUAACUUCAGACCAAUUUGCCAGGCCAAACUUAGCCACCGAGCACACAUACACAAGCGCAAAGUGAAAACACACACACAUAAAAAAAAAAAAAAGAAAGCAAGACAAAACAGUGGUUUAUUUUCCGAGGCUAUACAGGGACACAUUCCUUCUCAACUGGAAAAAGGCAUGCACCAGUGCGAAAAUAUCUCGAAUGUCCAAUUCUAUGUUUAUCAUUUCAUAUUCGACGAGUUUUACACGUUCGAGGGGAAUUCGGCCUGUAGGUCGAGUCAAGGUCAUCGUGGAAUCCAGCGGGAGUCAUCCAGGCCAUAAUGUAGAGAGCUCUUAGAUAGACUUAUUUCCAUUAAAAUAUCUCUAGAAACGAAAGGAAAAUAUUAUAAAAAAAAAAAAAAUCAAUAAAUAGCCAUUUGUAUAUGAAAUAUAUCUUACAGAGAUUACAGCAAAGAAAAUGUAUGUGUAUAUAAACUGAAUCUAGCGUUGAUGUGAAAUAGUUGGCAUGUGUUAUAGAAAUAAGAGUGUACUAUUUAUUUAUUAACAGAUAUUUUACUACUACUUUAGCUGUUAAUCUCAAAUUGCCACUAGCCUUUUUGUGAAACUCUCCCAUUUGGCGAGAGCGAUCUUUAAAAAUCGAUGUGCAGGAAUUCAUUAAAAUACCAAAAAACUCAAGUUCACUUCAAACGCCGUCGAGUACAGCUACAGUAGAUGUCAGUGAUCCACACUGGACGACCAAAUGUUAUUUAUGAAACGAGUUUGAGAUGCACAGCAAGGGACCGAUAACUUCUCUUUGCAUUCCUUCAGCUUCAUUCUGUAGACCUACAGGAGCUUUUUUUCACUGUUCGCAAACAUUUCCUUAACUCUUGGAUCACCUCUCUACUUAUCUUUUCAAGUAGUACAGUGCAAAUAAACUCUGAGAGGAAAUUCAAUUCUAAGCCCUGAGCGCAUUAUUAGCGCUACGUCUAAACACAUAUUUUGGCCAACUUAUUGGAUAGAUGAACAAAUUACUCCCUGGUGAAUAUGACAUGCAGAGGUGAGUUCAAGCGCGCUGUUCCCAGCGUCGCUGAGUCAAAAACUAAAAUAAAUAACCUAGAUGUCUAUUUAAAAACGUAUGAAUUGAAUGAUUAAUAUUUAUUUUCUUACUAUAUUAUUUAAAUGUUUAUUUUAUUACAUUUCUGUGGGCAAUAUUAGUUCAUUCAGCAAGCAUCUGUUUACAGAUAUAGGUAGUGCUUUUUAAUUGCUUAGGCGUCCAUUUUUGAGAGCUAUUUGAAAUUUAUUUAAUCGAACGCUUAUUUAGUCAUUCUGAGUUGACUGACCCAUGUAAUGACUCUGUGCUGGUCAUGGGGGAACACGCUGGUCAUACGAGUCAGGUGAAUGUUAUAUGGGACCACUAUAAUGCAAACUUUGUCAAAAGUUUAUCAAGCAUUGCCACAUGCUGUGUAUACAUUCAGGGUUAAUCAGCUAUAUAGAGUAUACAUAUAUAUAUAUAUAUAUAUAUAUAUAUAUAUAUAUAUAUAUAUACAUAUAUCGUUAGCUUUAACAAAGUAAUUGACAUCCAGUAUUUCAUUAAUGUCGUUAAUGCGGUUUACACAAGCGGUUAAUUUGGGGCAGUCACUGCAAAGUGUUUUCCGGAGACAUUCUCGACACUAUGCAAUAUACGUUUCCGAAAGGCCUAUUUCUCUCAGAGUGUUUACCCGGGGUGAAUGGGGAAGAUCUCUCUGUAAGUGCUUCUUGGGGAAGUUCAGAUUAGCAAAGACUGGAGGGCAGUGUUUGGCUUGGGAACGACUGAGGAGCGAGGGCCAAAUCCAAUCAAACUACCGCAAAACCACUUUUUGACUAUUCCCGUCCAAAAAUAAAUUCCAUAGCAAAGAAGCCAUUUCACCACUGAGUGAUUUAACCAUUCAAACGACCAAUCUGCAUCGCUUAAUAUGUCCUGAUUUGUUUGAAAAACACAGGCUAGCCAUUAAGCGGCUUGUUUUAUGGUGAACUCGCACUGGCGCCAUAUUGGUACUGUGGUGAUAAUACAGCAGUUUGAUUGAAUUGGACCCAAAGAGAAAUGAGAGAGCAGAACCGGAGAGGGCAGAAUGACUGUUUUUACUUAAACCAAAUGAUCUGCAAAUCUAAAAGUAAUUCACCAAACUAUGCAAUAAUCGCUAGAAAGGUUGCAAACUAAAAUCCAUGCUAUCGAGCCCUAAGCGAAAUGGGGCCGUUUAAGUUUUGAGACUAAGCAGCAGUAGCUUUUUUUCUUCUCCCAUAUGAAAUCAAAUCCCCAGUCCCCAGUAAUCCUUUGUUUUUUCCCCCGAUUUCUUUGUUUCGCGUUCCUGUUUCUAACCACCUUUUCUGUGUGUGUGUAUAUAUGUGUAUUUAUAAUAAUAUAUGCACUUUCCGUCUCACAGGACCACUAUAAAAUCACUAUUACUAUCACAACAGAGUAGCUGCUGCAUUCUUGUUGAACAGACAAGGAUACAAUGGCAAAGUGAGGAAUAAUUAUUUUUUUUUUUUCAUUUUUGUUUGGGAAAUACGGUAUGAUAUCGCAAUCUAUUAAACACCAAGGAAAUACAUGUACCAAACAAAGCUGCUAAAUGGAUUUCCAACCCCAUUGUGUUACGUUAAGGCUAUUUUUUCCAUUAAAAUCCCACCGGUUUGUCCAGCAUUCACUGUAUGUGAACAUUUUCAAACUAAAUGACCAGUGACUCGAUUAUACAUUACCAUUUUCAUGCACUUCUGGUAUCUCAGCAACAAGAUGUCCAUACCAUCUCCAAAGAAACAGCAGUGAGCGCAAACGUUUGCUUCAGCACGGCUCAAAGACAUUUAAUGUUUAAAAAGAUGCUGGUGAACUACUCUUAAGUAGCAUUAAAGUUGCAAUGCUGUUCGGAAGGUUUGGACACUCUUGUCCUGAUCGCAUCUUUUCUUCCGUUACUGAAAGGGUGUUGUACAUUUAAAUGUCAAUGUAUGUUAUUUUGUUAAAUUAUUACAAUGCAAUUGUUAGACUGCUGUGGAUAUAAGGCUUUUUCUCAUUGGAAGCCUCUGUCAUGUAGCUCACCAUUUUCUUCAUAUUGUGAUUCAGAGAAUUUUCCAAAAAGUAAUGGAUUUUGUAAACUUCAGAGAAUGUAUAUUUUAUCAAAUGUCUGUAUUUGGUGCAAAGGGGUGCCUACGGCGCUGAAAGUUUAGUGCAGCCCUCUGGUCAUUUGAACUUGAACAGCAUUGUGUCCUUAUCACGAUUUACGGUGGAUUAGCAGCGCUUGGAGACUGACCCUUCUUGUUGCCAAAUUUAAAGUUUAUAUAACCACUGCCUCAAGGAAACAUCUAGACUUAGAAUCAAAUCGAACGUUAUUUGCCUGCUUUAUAGAAAUAAUAUAGAAUGUAGAGUGGGAAUGAUUGGAAAAUGAUGUUCUGUGUGAUCAAAUUGUCCCAAUCAGACGUGUUUCAGGUUAGUUAAGUACUUAGCUGAAACUGUCAUUAUACGUCAUAACCAGAAAUAUCAGGAUGCACUACAAUAGAAGCGAUCUGUUCGAACAGGUCCUUCAUUGUCUCCGAUUCACCAAAAACUGGUGAUUUCUCCUCUUUGAUCCAGGGCCCUGAGGACUAUAGGCUACACAAGCCAUUAAACUGUAUGGUACUCUCUCCUCUCAAAACUUGAAACCACUUAUAUUGCUCAUAUUCCUGUUUAUGUUCAAAUGUUAAGAUUCAAUGUUGUUGUUUUUUUUUUCCUUUUUUUUUUUUCUUUUCAAAUGCAGUAUGAAACCAAAAUAGGAAAGGAUUGUUUUGCAAGGCAUUCUAUUUAAGGCAUUCUCUCUUUUUUUCAUCCCUAAUGUUACACAUGAUGGAAAUUUGUGAUUGAUUUGCACUUUAUACUGAACCCAUAUACAUAUAUACUUGUGUAUAUGUGUUGGGGUUUCUUUCUGUGCUGACAGGUCA